CAAAGAUAUUCAGAAAUCGUGAAAUGAUCGACAAGUCGUUCCCAGACGAUUCUUUUUUUAGUAUUUUGGAAUGUUACCCCUGUAGAAGGACAGGCCCGAUUUACAGCAGGUGGCCUCCGGCUUCGCCGCUGGCUUCGCCUCGGGGGUGGUUGCCUCGCCCACGGAGCUGGUCAUGACGCAGCAGCAGGUGAAAGGAGGCUCCAUCGGCGCGAGCGUUGCCCGCGUCGCCGCGGGCGGCCCCAGCACCUGCCUGAGGGGGCUUUCCGCCACGUGCUUCCGCGAGGGCAUCUUCGCGGCGGCCUACCUCGGCCUGGCGCCGGUGCUGCGCGCGAAGCUCCGCGAGGCGGCGCCUGGGGCGAACGAGGAGGCCCUGCGCGUGCCGGCGGCGCUGGGAGGGGCGGCGGUGUGCGGGAUCCUCUCGCACCCGUUCGACACGGUGAAGACUUGCAUGCAGGGGGACAUCGAGCGGUCGGUGUACGGGACCACACGCCAGACCGUCAGCGCCAUCUGGGCCAGGGGCGGCGCCGCGGCGCUGUACCGCGGCAUCGAGUUUCGCUUCCUGCGGCAGGCGUGGCAGGUGUGGGUCCUGGACCUGCUGCGGGAGAGGCUCUCCCCCGUGCUCUUCCCCUCGUCCGCCAGCCUGGCGCCGCGCGCCGCGGGCCGUCGGCGCCCGCGCCGCGGCAGCGCGAGGCGCCGGUGGGGCGCCCCGCGCCCUCCUCGCGCGGGCGGGGAGCCCGCGCAGGGGGGUGCCGUCGCUGCCCGGCGUCCCCUCUGCGGCGGGCCCGCUGCCGGCCGCGCCCGCGAGCGGGGGGGGGGUCGUUGCGAGGGCGAGGGGCUGCAACGGAAGGGCACCGACGGCUGAACGCCGCCAGCGGCCCGGAAUCGGUCGAUGCUGCACAGUGGCGUUUCGGCAACGGCCGCUCGUCCCGCGGAGUCCAGAGCCACCGCCAGGAAGCCUCCCCUGCCUUCUUGGAAUGUCUCCCGCCUCCCCCCCUCUUCCGCGCUGCCGACCAUGGCAGGAAAUAUUAUAUGAACUCGCAGGCGCGAAUGAUCUGUGAAGCCCCAUUCGCACGCAGAGAUCUUGAUUUUCCUUUUGAUCUCGCGAGCGCGCAGAGCGUCGGGGUUUCGUUUUUGGGCGCCUCCGAGUAGGGGGCCUCGGCAGGCAGCAGUCACCUGGGCCCUAGAUGCAUCCACCGUCCUGUGCCCGAGCCUGGGGACCCGCGCUUCAGUGCGCGCACGCCCCAGUUGCGAGCCACAGCGAUUCGGGCUUCGAGCAUUCUUGGCCACCAGCGCAAGGUGGGGUUCUGCGCAAGGUGAACUUCUACCUCCGUGACAUUUUCUCGCCUCGCGGCAAUGUCGGCCCCCUUGCUUUGCUGCUUACUACUGCAGCUCCGGAAUGGUUUCUCCGCCAGGGUGAACGCCGACUUGCCGUCGGUGGUGCGACCACUGCGUGCACAUCUUUCUCAGAGUCCGCAGUCAAUACCUCGCCACACACAGACGAUUUUGGCCAUCGAGAGGUACCCAAUGCUUGGUCUCUCGUUCUUGAUCCCCUCCGCGCCUGACGUUUCAGGAAAACGAGCUCCCGAGAGUCAAUCGAGGGCGAGCGAGGAAGGGAAG
Prorocentrum cordatum is the source of this 1617-nucleotide messenger RNA. The record is from the annotation of a GenBank genome assembly. Lineage: Eukaryota; Dinophyceae; Prorocentrales; Prorocentraceae.